GUCAACCUGCCUUUUGCGGGAUGAGCUAAUGGUGUGCAAGUUGGAAAUAGUGACAGGAGCAACUUUUAGACAGAGUUCAGCGGGGCUUUGCUGACAUUCAGAGUGGGACUGACUUAAAACAAUAUUUCAAGCGCUGUGAAUAUUUUCGUUUGAAAGAAGGAGACAGUGAGCGGAGUCAGCCGCUCUGGCAUGUGUCAGAAAGAGUGCACUGACUGAAACCUGUAGAAAUCUUCUUUGGUUUUAGGUGCUGUUGUUGCUUUCAGGAUGAACAACGAAGAGCUGGUGGAGUAUUUCAGGGAUCAGAUGAGGAAAGACCCGGACAUGGCCUCUGCUGUUGCUGCUAUCCGCACUUUGCUUGAAUUCCUCAAGAGAGAUAAAGGUGAAACAAUCCUGGGCCUGAGGGAGAGCCUGACGUCAGCCACAGACUGCCUUACAGGAGUGGACUCCUCUGUGGCUGUCUCCUCGGGAGGGGAGCUCUUCUUGCGCUUCAUAAGCCUCACAUCUCUGGAGCACCAGGACCUGUCUCGCUGUAAGAAGGUGAUGGAGGAGAGAGGAGAACUAUUUUUAGAGAAGAUCUCCAUGUCAAGGACCAAGGUUGCCAAGCUCUGUCACACCUUUAUCAAAGAUGGCGCUAAAAUCCUGACUCACUCCUACUCCAGAGUUGUCCUCAGGGUGCUGGAAAAAGCUGCAGCUGAGAAGAAACGAUUCUCUGUCUAUGUGACUGAAUCACAGCCUGACGCAGCUGGGCAACACAUGGCAGAAGCCCUGAGGAAACUCAAUGUUCCAGUAACGGUGGUCCUGGACGCAGCUGUGGGAUACGUCUUGGAAAAAGUGGAUCUAGUCAUCGUUGGUGCUGAGGGAGUUGUGGAGAGUGGUGGGAUCAUCAAUAAGAUCGGCACUUAUCAGAUGGCUUUGUGCUCCAAAGCACACAACAAACCCUUCUACGUUGUGGCAGAGAGUUUCAAAUUCGUACGUCUGUACCCGCUCAACCAACAGGAUGUGCCAGAUAAAUUUAAGUACAAAGCAGACACCUUGAAGACUGCAAAGAACCUGUCAGAAGAACAUCCAAUUAUUGAUUACACACCUCCUUCCCUCAUCACCCUCCUCUUCACUGACCUGGGAGUCCUUACCCCAUCUGCAGUCAGCGAUGAACUCAUCAAACUUUAUUUAUAACUGCUUCACAAUUCUCCAAUAAAAACUACCAACAAAAACGAAAUGUGUGUCAGAGAUUUAAU
Messenger RNA from Pelmatolapia mariae (spotted tilapia), 1235 nucleotides. RefSeq names its product eukaryotic translation initiation factor 2B, subunit 1 alpha (gene eif2b1). Gene Ontology annotation, cellular component: eukaryotic translation initiation factor 2B complex. The record is from RefSeq and is a predicted model, not a curated record. Lineage: Eukaryota; Metazoa; Chordata; Actinopteri; Cichliformes; Cichlidae. The coding region runs from base 265 to 1173 and encodes 302 amino acids. Gene Ontology annotation, molecular function: translation initiation factor activity; guanyl-nucleotide exchange factor activity. Gene Ontology annotation, biological process: translational initiation. The transcript is spliced from 9 exons.